CCGGGGUUCCAUGCGCCGGGCUGGCUGCUCAGGCCGCGGCUUGUCGUCAUGGCGGAGGUGAAGGCGCCGGAGCCGCUGGAGAUCGAGAGCAGGAUUCUUGAGCUGUGCCAUCAGUUUCCCCACGGCAUCACAGACCAGGUGAUUCAGAAUGACAUGCCCCAUAUGGAGGCUCAGCAGCGGGCCAUGGCCAUUAACAGGCUACUCUCCAUGGGACAACUGGACCUUCUGAGAAGCAGCACUGGCCUUCUCUAUAGAAUCAAGGAAUCUCAAAAUGCUGGUAAAAUGAAGGGAUCUGACAAUCAAGAGAAAUUGGUCUAUCAAAUUAUAGAGGAUGCAGGCAACAAAGGUAUUUGGAGCCGGGAUAUUAGAUAUAAAAGUAAUCUUCCCUUAACUGAGAUCAACAAGAUACUGAAGAACUUGGAAAGCAAGAAACUCAUUAAAGCUGUGAAGUCUGUAGCGGCUUCCAAGAAAAAGGUGUACAUGUUAUACAAUCUUCAGCCAGAUCGUUCUGUGACCGGUGGAGCUUGGUACAGCGACCAGGAUUUUGAAUCUGAAUUUGUAGAGGUCCUGAACCAACAGUGUUUUAAAUUCUUGCAGACCAAGGCUGAAGUCGCUCGUGAAAGCAAGCAGAACCCAAUGAUCCAGAGAAACAGCUCGUUUGCAUCCUCGCAUGAGGUGUGGAAAUAUAUCAGUGAAUUGGGCAUCAGUAAGGUGGAAUUGUCAAUGGAGGACAUAGAAACCAUUCUCAACACAUUAAUAUAUGACGGAAAGGUGGAAAUGACCAUAAUUGCUGCCAAAGAAGGAACAGUCGGCAGCGUGGAUGGGCACAUGAAGCUGUACAGAGCAGUGAACCCCAUCAUCCAGCCCACGGGUUUGGUUCGGACCCCUUGUGGGCUCUGUCCAGUUUUUGACGACUGCCAUGAAGGUGGUGAGAUAUCUCCAUCGAACUGUAUUUAUAUGACAGAGUGGCUGGAGUUUUAGCAACAAAGUGUGGAUUGUGUCACCUUCCUGCACCUGAUGUUAAUGAACCAGCUUUUUUUAAUAAUAGAUUUUUUGCUCAGGAGGAAGGAGUUUUGUUUUUUAAGCUCUAACCUGUUUAAAGAGAGCAUCAGCUGAAGACAUUCUCAGACAGCUGUGUGCUGUUUGAUUUGACUGAAAAGGCACCCAUCUUUUCUGUUCAAGACAUGCACAGGCAGAAAAAGAGCGCUCUGUGUAGCCUUAGAGAGGGAGGUUGGGUGGUGUUGAUGCGCAGAGUGAAUGAGUCCGUUUGCCAUGCUAAACGAAGAAAGUUUGCUCACGGCGCCCCAGUCCUGCAGCAGGCCUUUAAACAACAUCACAGCGCGGCGGAGAAAGUGGCAGGGCAGCCAUCCUGCAGUGUUGCAGAUUAGGGGAGUCUCCCCAAAAGCUCUUCUGGGCAACCUCAUUCAGUGACUGGGAACUUGAACAAGAGGACUCUUUGGCUUUGGGGGCUUGGGAACUCUACUGAAGCUGGGAUUAGUUCUCUGUCAAUGUAAAUUCAAAACAUAAAUUCAAAAUGUUUGUUUCUGACAAAACCAGCUUCUUGGAAAGAUUUUCAAGGAACAGAGCAGGGUGAUUAGCAAAGCAGGUAAAACCAUCAAAAUAAACUACUCAAGAAGCAUUUUAGGAUUGCAAACCUGCAUGUAGGAUUAGGGGUUUGAAAGUCUCCAUUAUCUGAAAUUGAAAGGUUUUGAUUCUGGGUUGUUGGUUCUUUUCUGCAACAGGGACAAGCACUGAACCACUCCAAACGUCAUGUAGUUGCAACACGCUAAGUGAGAUCAUAACAUCUCUUGAAUUUCUGCCGGGCCACUUACGACUAAACUCCAGAGCAUCUUGUUUCUACAGCAUGCCAUCUAAACUCACUCCAAGACGGAAAAUCGUUAGUUACUUGUCCAACAAGCGAUUGAGAAAGCUGUUGAACAGCUUCCUAACGAUGUACAAUGUUUUGUUUAAUACAAUCGAGGUGAUUUGACUUCUCAGAGUGAUCUUGGGUAUAAAGGGCGUCUUUAGUGAGGGUUCCAAAAACGCCUGACUUACAGCAGGUGAACAGUGGAGGCAGAUUUCUCCAUACAUUGGUCUAGCUGUAAGAAGUUGUAAAGGAGGAGAAAUCUUAUGGCUCUCCUCCUUGGGCUGUCCUCCAGCUUCCACCCCUUUCUGACCCUCUGAUUUCUCUGUCUCUCUCUCUCUCCUCAGUCUUCACCCCCUGCAUUACUCUCUGUUUUCCCUCCUUUCUGCCCUACUAGCCCCCAGUCCUUUUCCUUCUCCCCUUCCUUUCACCUCCCCAUUCCUGCUCCUACCUUCUCGUACCUCUUUGGGUUUGCAGAAAUGUAUGUCUUAAUCCUGGAUGGUAACAUUCAGUGGGUUUUUGAUCUGCCCAGCAUACAUAGCUGGAAUAAACAUUAAUUUUGCAUUUGAAUACCGCUAAAUGUGGAUAGGAGCAGGGGAGACCUACAUCCAGUAGUAAUUCAAUGAAAACCAGAGACCGUUUUUGCUUUGUUUAUUGUAGUUAUAAAGCAAUCGGAUUUUUUUUCCAUCUAAUUUCUCUAAAAUGUGGGUAGCUUCUACAUUCCAGUAAUUCUCCAUGCCAAAUUCUACACUGUUAAGAAGUGAUUUUACCUGGCCAUCCUUCCUGCUACCAGCUCUCCUUGUCUCCCCCCUUUUCUGGUUUCAAUCUCUCCAUACAACUAGCUCUGUGCAACUUGUCUUUGGCUUUCUUUUUUCUUCUUUGACCCCUCAAGUUUACUACAUAGCAGACUUCCGCCAAAUCAAUGAAAGGCUCACCCUAGCAAGGUACUAAAAUGAGAACUUCGAAGAUACAACCGGAAGGUGGUCAGAAAUAAGACAAAACCUUUUAACGCCUGCAACACCAUUUUUCUAAAUCGGAUUCCUCUGAUGUGUAUACAAGAUGGUAACUUCAGUCAUGCAGCUCUAAAUACAUUUUAUGUUAUAGGCCAAGUUAUACAGCUGCAAGAGCAAGUGUUGAGUCAACUUUUCAGCAACCUAUUAUUAUGCUGUCUGAAUGUUUUUAUUUAUUAUGAAAGCAAAACAAUUUA
Messenger RNA from Heteronotia binoei (common prickly gecko), 3071 nucleotides. It is a transcript of the gene POLR3F, whose product is annotated as RNA polymerase III subunit F. Gene Ontology annotation, biological process: transcription by RNA polymerase III. Gene Ontology annotation, cellular component: RNA polymerase III complex. Lineage: Eukaryota; Metazoa; Chordata; Lepidosauria; Squamata; Gekkonidae. The transcript has 9 exons. The coding region runs from base 49 to 981 and encodes 310 amino acids. The record is from RefSeq and is a predicted model, not a curated record.